AUGUCUUCAAAUGAAAAUCUUUUAUAUUCAUUAAUUCGAAGUAAAACAAUAUUAAAUUUAAAUAGUAAACUUCUAUUCGGUUUAAUAAAUAUAUUAGUUAAUGGAUUAAUUAUCCGUUAUGUUAAUUUAAAUAUAAUUGGAAUAGCUAAUAUUCGUCUUAAAUUAUAUUAUACAACAAUAUUAUUUAUUUCACGAGAAUCUCUUCGUUAUAAUAUACCUUAUUUAAAUAAUAUAGGUUCAAUAUAUCAUUAUAUUAAUUUAAUAUGGUUAUUUAUUUCUCUUCAAUUGUUAAUUAUAUUAUUUUUCUUUUUUUUAACA
This is a messenger RNA of Rotaria sordida, 318 nucleotides long. Lineage: Eukaryota; Metazoa; Rotifera; Eurotatoria; Philodinida; Philodinidae. The record is from the annotation of a GenBank genome assembly.